CAGAAGGAAACAGGACCAGCGAGACAACUAACCAAGUUUUAUGGAUUUUAAUAUGUAUAGACUGCAAAGGGGGCUUAAUAGCCCCCCUUAAAUCCCCCUUUGAACUGCCUCUGGGAGUCCAUAAACUGACCUUAACCGUGAGCCAUUUAAAGACUUUCACGUGGGGAAAGGGUUUUAAAAAAAUUGUAUUAUAUACAAAUAUUAUUCUAUAAUUUUCUUAGUAAAUUAAAAUAGCUCCUGUUUCUAGUGUCAAAAAUGUGUCAUCAGCCAGAAAUCCCUCAGACAUUUCAUUUAAUCUAAAAUCAGAUUCCCAACGUAAUAGGUACUUGUCCUGCUUUAAAAAUAGGAAACGCUCUAAUUUCUUGCCUCAAAAAAUAAAAUUGAAAAUAACAAAAGAUGACAACGAAAUCUAUUCGCAAAUUUACGUGUGUUCUUAUUGGCGACGAUGGCCAAACGAAGAACGCCUUCGAGGAGCAGCUCGUCAAGGGCGGCUUCCCCAUGGUGGAGAUGAACGAGCAGGGCUUGGAGGUGCGUCCACUAGUCUUUCAAACCACCGCCGGAUCCUUGCUUUUCAGAGUCCUGGAUGCCACCGGUCAGCAGAAGUUCAAGAAACUGAGCCAGGAUCAAGAUCGUGUCCAGGCCGACUGCACAGUCAUCAUGUUCGAAAAUGCAGAGAGUGACCAUGGUGCUUUGCUUAAGAAGUACAAGGAUAUACCCACCAUCCUUUGCGGAGUCAAGAAGCAGAUUAAGGAUAUAACUAAGAAAACCAAGUUACAGUAUUUUUACAACAUUAACUCUCAAAAUACCAACAAUUAUGAGUAUCUAUUCCUCUGGCUGGGCGGUCAAUUGCUGGGAGACAUGCAACUGGAACUGCUAUCGAUGAUCGGCGAUGAAUUGGUGGAUAAGCCACCGAUGGAAGGCGACUAAAAUGCCAAGCCACAACAAUAAUAAAAUCAAAAUUCAAAUGUUUCCCUAGAAACCAUUUGCAAUUUCUGUACAUAUCUACGCCAAACCACUAAACUAAUCUAAACAUUUUAUUUUUUAUUUACCUGCUUUUCGAUUUUUUCUCGAUAUUUUUCAAUUUAUUUGAAAUACAAGUUAAUGUACUAGUGUACUAAUGUAAAAUAUAUUAAAUUGACUUCAAAUAGGAAGUUGAAUAUCAAUUUAUAGCUA
Messenger RNA from Drosophila kikkawai, 1173 nucleotides. Its product is annotated as GTP-binding nuclear protein Ran-like. The record is from RefSeq and is a predicted model, not a curated record. Gene Ontology annotation, biological process: ribosomal subunit export from nucleus; protein import into nucleus. Gene Ontology annotation, molecular function: GTP binding; GTPase activity. Gene Ontology annotation, cellular component: cytoplasm; nucleus. NCBI's taxonomy places the organism in Eukaryota, Metazoa, Arthropoda, Insecta, Diptera, Drosophilidae.